AGUACAAAUUUCUUUAAAUAAUUUGGGUGUUAUUCUUCUUUCUUUUUCUGCUUCAACUUCAGCACCACCCCUAUGAAGCUUGCUGUGAAAAUGGAGUGAGCUUCUUUUUCCUUCGGCCACCAUCCGUCUUCGUCACUUCUUCAUUCUCUGCCAAUUACGUCAAUUCACGCAGAUCUGGAACUCAGAGACAGAAUCCAUGUUGCCAUUGUCACGUAUGGCAUAUGAGCCAUCUUGGUGUCGUAUGGUAGUGAUGGAACAUUCACGUAUGGAAACUUAUUCCUUGGAACCUGAGGAUCGAAAAAGGAUGUUCAUUUUCGGUAUGGGAUUUGUCGGCCACUGUUUUGCUCAACAGCUCAAGAGCCAAGGAUGCUUCUGAAGUGGAUUAUCAGGGAUGUGUCUGGUACUUGCACAAGCAUUAUGAAGAAGAAGCAGCUUGCAGACUGGGGAUUUGAUAAUGGUAUUUACCAUUUUGACGCAAAUGAGCCAGAAUGGAGCAUCCUAGAUGUUCUGAAUAGUCACACACACCUACUUGUUUCAAUCCCUCCUUUUGCGAAUAUUGGUGACCCGUUGCUUCAGCAUGAAGAGCUUUUAAAGAAAAAACUUAUGGAUGGAAAUCUUCAGUGGCUUUGUUAUUUGUCAACAACAAGUAUAUAUGGAAAUUGUGGUGGUGAGUGGGUAGACGAAGAAUAUCCUGCUAGCCCAACAAGUGAGUUGGCUAAGCUGAGGCUAGCCGCUGAGAAGAGAUGGUUAGAUCUUGGCCAUAGUCUUGGGAUCAAAUCGCAUGUAUUUCGGCUUGGAGGUAUCUAUGGUCCUGGUAGAAGCGCUGUUGAUACGAUAAUCAAACAGAAGGACUUGUCAGCAGGUCAGAGAAGGAGAACACGUAAGUUAUACACAUCAAGAGUUCAUGUAGAGGACAUUUGUCAAGCUCUUAGGGCCAUUACUUUAGCCUAUUUCCCUGGGAAAGUGCUCAACAUCGUUGAUGAUGACCCAGCUGCCAGGGAAGAAGUAUUUGCAUAUGCAAAGUACUUGAUUGAGAAGAAAUGGCCUGGUCAGAUCAAAUGGUCUGCUGAGCAAGAAGAAGGUUUAGUCACUGUUAAGAAAGAAAGUUCAUUUGGGGAGAAGCGAGUUUCCAAUGCUCGUAUGAAGAAGGAACUCGGAGUAAAGCUUCUCUAUCCAAGUUACAGGUCUGGAUUGCAGAGUAUUAUUGACCAAAUGGAGAACCCUUUUUAACAAAGUUUAAGAUAAUGCUGAAAUAUGUAAAUUUGUGUUAACCCUGCCUAUUUCUAAUUCUGUUUUGUCUAUUAAUUAGUUGUAACUAUCUUCUCUAUCAGAUAUUAUAAAUACGACCAGUCUUAGCUUAAAAGCUCAUUUCAUUCUUCACUAUUCCAUCUUUCUUGUUUUCUCUC
Messenger RNA from Cannabis sativa, 1406 nucleotides. RefSeq lists its product as uncharacterized. The transcript is spliced from 9 exons. The record is from RefSeq and is a predicted model, not a curated record. Lineage: Eukaryota; Viridiplantae; Streptophyta; Magnoliopsida; Rosales; Cannabaceae. Bases 367 to 1230 code for a protein of 287 amino acids.